This is a messenger RNA of Misgurnus anguillicaudatus (oriental weatherfish), 1350 nucleotides long. RefSeq names its product small integral membrane protein 13 (gene smim13). The record is from RefSeq and is a predicted model, not a curated record. Lineage: Eukaryota; Metazoa; Chordata; Actinopteri; Cypriniformes; Cobitidae.
AGUCACUUCCGGGUUAGCGUCAGAUUGAGCGUGUUGUUGACUCCACAUCGCUGUUUUCUCGUAGUUGUUUGUUCUCUGUAAAUGUCGCAAUGAUGUAGAUAAAGAGGAUUGUUUUAAACCGUCCAUGACACGCGUGACCGGCGUCCGUCCGUGCGGGAUUCCGCGUGAAGAUUGUGUGCACGUGAUCGACUAAAGGGAAGAAGAAAGAUGUGGCAGAGUGUUGGUCUGACAGUGCUUGUGAUCGUGGCCACGCUGAUAUGCGUUCUGCUCUUCAUGCUGUUUGGGUGGUAUGUGGUGUGGCAGCUCUUCCUGUCGAAGUUUAAGUUCCUGCGGGAGUUGGUGGGUGACACCGGUUCACCUCAGACAGAAACCGAGCCCUCGGAGUCCGAGAGUGAGCGUAGCUCGCCCCCGACGCCCCGCCACCGACCCAAGACGGCCCGCCAAAGGAUCGCCCCUCUUGACAGCACUACAUAGAGCCUAAACCAACAUCAUUAAAUAACCGUUGUUCUUUUAUAAGCUGAAAGUGGGCUCAUGCGUGUGACACAUGUCACAUCAGUCACUGUGCUUUCCUUUGCAUCCACUUAGUUGUCAUGGUUACACCGGUUCUCCUUACCACACUUUAAUACGACUUGAUCUCACGUCACUUCAGGUUUUGUUGUCAGCUCGGCCACGCAUUCACAUCCCAACUAACACGCUGCUAUAGUCGACCUGGCCCGGAAAACCGCGUGAAAGUGUAAAUAUGUUCACGUGAAGAGUGUAUUGUUACGUAUCAGUUUCACUGUAACAGAUCUGUCGUAAUCUAAUCAAACAAACUGAAUUACAGCUGACAACCAAACAUCCAACAUUUCUGUGUGCUAACAGCAUCACUAUACUGACAUUUAUCCAGUAAGUGCAAUGAAGCGUCUUUAUUUUUAUUUUAAGUGGAAAGGUUACAAAACAUUUGCUAGGAUUGCACAUCACAACAAUGUUAAGAUUCGCCCUAUUAGUAAGGUGAUGAUGCUGCGUUUCUUGUGCAGUUUUGGUUUCUUCGGGCAUGUGUGCUUUAAGACAACUGUCGCAGGGUUUGUGCUGCUUGUUGGGUUCAAUUUUAGGGGAUGGUUUAUUCCAUGCCAUUCCCAGCUUUCUGGAAGCUUUAGUAGGAAGCUUCACUGACCCCAGAUCAGCCCAACCCUGCUUGAAAUCUUACUGUGCGUACUCACACAAAACCUGUAGCGGUAUUCAAAGGUUAUCAUUUUGUUACAAAAUGUAUUCUAAUGGAAAUGCAGUUGAUGGAGCUUUUAACGGUCGAUGUGAUUUUUUUUUUUUGGCAGUAGUUUUUCCCUUUCAUAAUAAAUAUAUUUCAUAAAACAA